This is a messenger RNA of Phodopus roborovskii (desert hamster), 2943 nucleotides long. RefSeq names its product SHH signaling and ciliogenesis regulator SDCCAG8 (gene Sdccag8). NCBI's taxonomy places the organism in Eukaryota, Metazoa, Chordata, Mammalia, Rodentia, Cricetidae. Gene Ontology annotation, biological process: neuron migration; tube formation; establishment of cell polarity. Gene Ontology annotation, cellular component: centrosome; centriole. The record is from RefSeq and is a predicted model, not a curated record. The transcript is spliced from 18 exons. Bases 497 to 2650 code for a protein of 717 amino acids.
UUUACAGUGAAUCCUUGAGAGGGCUUGGAGAGCAACUCCACGAGGACCCAUUUUGAAUAAUCUAGGCCUUCGCCGGGCCUCUUUUGUCAGCGGGUCGAUCCAGGUGGCUGGAGGAUGGCAGGACAGCAGAACUAAUCCAAGCGGGGCAGAAGGGAAAGGGCGCGGCCUGCCAGCCGGUUUCUUGGCAACGGGCUCAGGCCGCUAAACUGCCUGAGUGGCGCCCCUAGCGCAUAGCCCUCUGGGAAUCGUAGUGUAGCUGGAAGGCUCAUAGGACUCUGGAGGCUGCAGACUUUGAGCCUGUGAACUACAACUCCCGACGAUCACUAUGAGGGCCAGGGGGUAGGAAGAGCCCCCAGGAGCUCGGUCCGGGGUUCCUGGCUCCCUAGUGACAGCCGCGACAAGAAGCAGGCAGGCAUCCCCCAACCCCCCCAGCGCUAGGCCUGUCCUCGAAGGGGUGCACUGGACACUUUCCCGCAUAAUUCCCAUCUCUGACCCCAUGGCGAAAUCCCCAGGGAACUCUACCCUGGAGGACAGUCUGGGGCAAUAUCAACGGAGUCUCCGGGAACGUGCCAACAGAAGCAUUCACCAAUUGAAAUGUGCUCUGAGAGAUGUUGAUGUCACUGUGGAAGAAAAUGCACUGGAUCCUUCCGCCAGCAUCAACGUAGAGAAUGAGGACACAGGGGUGGCCUGGCAUGAACUGCAGCACAGCCAUGCUGUCAAUCAACUCAAAGCUUUGUUGCGCCAACAAGCAAGUAAGGACAAUGAGAUGUCUCCACCACGAAGACGAAAAAUGUCCCCUUUGCAGCCAUCAGAAUGUGAGGACAAUAGUAUGCCUACUGUAUACAACCUUGUUCCCAUCAUCAAUGACCAGUCUCAGUACAUUCAUCAUUUAGAAGCAGAAGUUAAGUUCUGCAAGGAUGAAUUAUCUGGAAUGAAAAAUAGGGUUCAGGUAGUUGUACUUGAGAAUGAAAGGCUCCAGCAAGAACUGAAAUCUCAAAGACAGGAGGAGACCCUGAAGGAACAGACACUUCUGGAUGCAUCUGGAAACAUUCAGGAUUCUUGGAUUAAGACAGGAGAAAGUUCUAGGGUGGAUGAAGCUACAAAGAGACCAUUUUCUCAUGGUGAUGCUGAAACUGGGAAAACUACAUCCACUGGUGAUGCUGAAAAAUGGAAGUUAGAGCUGGAGAGGCUGAAAGUCACAUAUGAGGCGAAGAGUGACCUUCUGGAGUCUCAGUUGAUGCUUCUGAGGAAGGACUUAGUUGAAUAUCAGAAAACCUGUGAGGAUCUUAAAGAAAGACUGAAGCAUAAAGAGUCUCUUCUGGCUGCUGGUGCCUCCAGCCGUGUGGGUGGCCUCUGUUUGAAAUGUGCCCAACAUGAGGCUGUUCUUUCCCAGACCCAUAGCAAUGUGCAUGUCCAGGCCAUCGAGACACUGACUAAAGAACGGGAUGACUUAAUGUCUGCCCUAGUGUCUGUGAGGAGCAGCUUGGCAGAAGUACAGCAGAGAGAGACAAGUGCCUACAAACAGGUGAAGCAUGCUGUGCAGAUGACCGAGGAAGCCAACUUUGAAAAGACCAAGGCUUUGAUCCAAUGUGAGCAGCUGAGGAGUGAGCUGGAGAGGCAGACAGAAAGACUGGAAAAGGAACUUGCAGCUCAGCAAGAGAAACGGGCUUUGGAGAAGGAGAUGAUAAAGAAAGAAGUAACCAAGGAGAGGGAGGAUGCAGAGUCAAAGAUGUUGCUCCUGACUCAGAAUAUUGCCAAGCUGGAGGCCCAGGUAGAAGCUGUUACAAGGGAAAAGAUUUCAGCCAUCAGUCAACUAGAGGAAAUUCAGAACCAGCUUGCUUCUCAGGAAAUGGAUGUCACAAAGGUGUGUGGAGAAAUGCGCUUUCAGUUGAAUAAAACGAAAAUGGAGAAGGAUGAGGCAGAAAAGGAGCACAGAGAAUACAAAGCAAAAUCCCAAAAGGAUCUAGAAAUUAAAGAUCGGGAAAUUGAGAAAUUGAGACUAGAACUGAGCGAAAGCAAGCAGCAUGUGGAACAGGAACAGCAGAAGGCAGCUCGGGCCAGACAGGAGUGCCUGCAAGUAACAGAGCUGCUGGGCGAAUCUGAGCGCCAACUGCACCUCACCAGACUGGAAAAAGAUAGCAUUCAGCAAAGCCUCAGCAACGAAGCAAAGGCCCAAGCCCUUCAGGCCCAGCAGAGAGAGCAGGAGCUGACACAGAAGAUACAGCAAAUGGAAGCCCAGCAUGACAAAACUGAAAAUGAACAGUAUUUGUUGCUGACCUCCCAGAAUACGUUUCUGACAAAGCUAAAGGAAGAGUGCUGUACGUUGGCCAAGAAGCUGGAGAAAAUGUCACAGAAAAGCAGGUCAGAAAUUGUUCGACUCAGUCAAGAGAAGAGAUAUAUGUGUGAUAAGCUGGAGAAGAUACAGAAGAGAAAUGAUGAAUUGCAGGAACAGUGCAUCCAGCACGGGAGAGUACAUGAGACGAUGAAGGAAAGACUCAGACAGCUGGACAAGCAUGGCCAGGCCACAGCCCAGCAGCUGGUGCAGUUGCUCAACAAGCAGAAUCAGCUUCUUCUGGAGCGACAGAGCCUAUCAGAGGAGGUGGACCGACUGCGAGCCCAGUUACCCAGCAUGCCACAAUCUGAUUGCUGACCUGGAUGAAACAGAGUGAAAUAAAUGAUUUACAAAGAGAUAUUUACAUUCAUCUGAUUUGUACUUAAUGUGCUACAGUGCACCGAAACCUCCCCAGGGAGACACCACCUGGGACUGCGGGGGGCUGGUCAUCAUGCCAUGGUUCUGUCCCUGCGCUACAGACAGGGAGUGCUUCAGCAUGAACUGGCUCGGGCUAGUUGGAGUGUGCUCAAAAAAGCUUCAAGUCACUGAAUUAUGUUGUCUCUAUUCUAGAGUAUGCACAGGAUUAAUAAAAUGACCUCUCAAGCCUUGAA